Calliphora vicina (urban bluebottle blowfly) is the source of this 1431-nucleotide messenger RNA. Its product is annotated as acyl-CoA Delta-9 desaturase-like. Gene Ontology annotation, molecular function: stearoyl-CoA 9-desaturase activity; iron ion binding. Gene Ontology annotation, biological process: unsaturated fatty acid biosynthetic process. The transcript is spliced from 5 exons. NCBI's taxonomy places the organism in Eukaryota, Metazoa, Arthropoda, Insecta, Diptera, Calliphoridae. The coding region runs from base 213 to 1358 and encodes 381 amino acids. Gene Ontology annotation, cellular component: endoplasmic reticulum membrane. The record is from RefSeq and is a predicted model, not a curated record.
AUUCAACUAUCAGCGUGUAAAGACAAUUUUCAGAAAACAAAUAUAAAAUUUAUAAAAGCAAGCUAAAUAUUUUAAUUUAGCUAGAAAGCUACAAAAGAAUUUAAAAUAAAUUUAAAAAAAUUGCAUUUGAAUGCAAAAAUCGCUUACUUUAAGCAAGUGAUCUUAAUUGAAAGGACUUAUCAACAAGUAAACAAUUAAACAAAAAAAGCAUCAUGCCACCAAACGCUGCUCCCGCUACCCAAUCGAUUACUGAAUCGCUUGUUGCUGCUGCUGGUGGUAUUUCCGAAGGAAAUCCCAAAGCCUUGACUGAGGCCGCCACCGGUGUCUUGUUCGAGCAAGAUGCUGAAACAAUUGAUGGUGGUCUGGUGAAGGAUAUUGAAAAAUUGAAAAAGGCUGAAAGACGCAAACUGAAAUUGGUAUGGCGUAAUAUAAUUGCAUUCGGUUACUUGCAUUUGGCUGCAUUGUAUGGAGCUUAUCUUAUCUUCACUUCGGCUAAAUGGCAAACCAUAGUUUUUGCUUUCGCUUUGUAUCUUGUCUCUGGCUUGGGUAUUACAGCUGGUGCCCAUAGAUUGUGGGCCCAUCGUUCGUACAAGGCCAAGUGGCCAUUACGUUUGAUUCUGAUGAUUUUCAAUACAAUUGCUUUCCAAGAUGCCGCCUAUCACUGGGCACGUGAUCAUCGUGUACAUCACAAAUAUUCCGAAACUGAUGCUGAUCCCCACAAUGCCACCCGUGGCUUCUUCUUCUCCCACAUUGGCUGGUUGUUGUGCAAGAAACAUCCCGAAGUUAAGGCCAAGGGCAAGGGUGUCGAUUUAAGCGAUUUGAGACAAGAUAAAAUCAUUAUGUUCCAAAAGAACUACUACAUGCUUUUGAUGCCGGUGUUGUGUUUCCUUUUGCCCACCAUGAUUCCCAUGUAUUUCUGGAAUGAGACUUUCAUUAACUCUUGGUUUGUAGCCACCAUGUUCCGUUGGUGUUUCAUUUUGAAUGUUACUUGGUUGGUCAACAGUGCUGCACACAAAUUCGGUGGCAAGCCUUAUGAUAAAUUCAUCAACCCCUCUGAAAACGUCUCUGUUGCUAUUUUGGCUUUCGGUGAAGGUUGGCACAACUAUCAUCAUGUUUUCCCCUGGGAUUACAAGACCGCCGAAUUCGGUCAAUACUCUAUGAACUUUACCACAGCUUUUAUUGAUUUCUUUGCCAAAAUCGGUUGGGCCUACGAUUUGAAGACUGUCUCCGCUGAUAUUAUCAAGAAACGUGUGAAGCGUACUGGUGAUGGUUCGCACGAGAUCUGGGGUUGGGGUGAUAAGGAUCAACCUAAAGAAGAAAUUGAGGCUGCUGUUAUUAUCAACAAGAAAGAUGAAUAAAUUAUGAGCGUUAGCAGUAUCAAACGUCCAUUCACUAAAAGAAAUUAAAAAUAAAAAUCAAGAACAACAAAAA